Messenger RNA from Biomphalaria glabrata, 1371 nucleotides. RefSeq names its product ADAM 17-like protease. Gene Ontology annotation, molecular function: metalloendopeptidase activity. Lineage: Eukaryota; Metazoa; Mollusca; Gastropoda; Planorbidae. Gene Ontology annotation, cellular component: plasma membrane. Gene Ontology annotation, biological process: Notch signaling pathway; membrane protein ectodomain proteolysis. The record is from RefSeq and is a predicted model, not a curated record. The transcript has 12 exons. Bases 217 to 1371 code for a protein of 384 amino acids.
ACAUCCAUCAGACAAUUCGUAGAUAAUAUACUAGAUCUAUAUAUAUCAGCUGUUAAAUCAGUAGACCUAGAUAUCUUAUCUUAAGAAUCUAUUAGACUUAUAUAUUUAUUUGUAUAUCUAGAUUUAUUAGAAUCCACAAUAAAACAUUUUGAACGUCCUCACAACAAAACCCGGUCUAAAAUAAAGCUUUAGAAAACUUCGAUAGGCUAUGAAAUUAUGAUUAUCCAAGUUAUCCUUUUCUUAAGCGUAUUAAUAUUAAUACCAAACGUAUCAGGUCACAGUGUGGGAAAUUUAAAAUAUUUUGAGACCUUCAGUGCUAUCACUGUGACAUCGAGACUAAAGAGAUCGAGGGACAGCCAAGAAUUGAUUAAAGAUUUAAAAUUCACAGUUUUCAAAAGAAAUUUCCAUUUGAUUUUAAAAUCAGGAACAAAUGUUCUUGCGAAAGAUUUCCACGCUAAACUUGUGGAGGCAGAUGGCAGAACAACAUCAGUUCAUAUUGAUCAAAGCCUACUGUACACUGGCUACCUGGUUGAGAAUACUUCCGUUCUGGUCAGUGCACAUAUUGAAGAUACCUUAUGGACAAUACAAAUUCAUGAAUACAAUGAUACUUAUGGCAUUGAGCCUGCGCGUAACAUGUUGAAAUCCUCAGAUAAUCCACUGAAUCAUACGCUAAUUGCUUAUAGAAGCUCUGACCUAACAGAGAAUGCUGGGAAAUGUGCCACACUUCACUCGGAAUCCAAUGACUGGAUCAAACAAUACUUGCACCCUCAUCAUGUGAACAUCACAUCUGAGAAUCAUAAUCAGUCAAGGGAGAGAUUGCGUCGUGAGACAUACCUACAAAAAAACACCUGUGUUAUGAGCAUCAUUGCUGACUAUGAUUUCUUCUCUAUAAGAUGUCACAGCAACUACUUAACAUGCUCGGCCAUUAUAAUCAGCCUUGUAGAACAUGCUGACAGAAUAUUUAGGUCAUCUAAAUUUGUAGACCUUUGGAAUACUAUCUAUUUGGGUAUUGGCUUGCAGAUUGGACAUAUGCUGCUGUACACUGCUCCUACUUAUACCUCAGACACAAGAAUGUCUCAUUUUAAUGCUAAAGGAAUACUGUGGGACUCUAUGGAUAAAAUGAAUUCUCUGGAAUAUUAUCUGAGCUUUAGACAGAAGCAUUACUGCAUAACUCACCUGUUGACCAGCUACCCCAUGCCAGAAAGAAUUCUAGGAGUAGCAGAUGUGAAAGGUAUUUGUUGUGGUGCACGCCCAGGCGGGACUGUGCAGAGUUGUUCCUUCACAUCAAGCAUUGACUCCAGUUCUGGACAUCUUACGACCCAACAGAUGAAACAAACAUUUACACAUGCAUUUUUCUCAGAAAAAUCUUAG